Messenger RNA from Erythranthe guttata (spotted monkey flower), 2572 nucleotides. It is a transcript of the gene DMS11, whose product is annotated as Histidine kinase-, DNA gyrase B-, and HSP90-like ATPase family protein. Lineage: Eukaryota; Viridiplantae; Streptophyta; Magnoliopsida; Lamiales; Phrymaceae. Gene Ontology annotation, cellular component: nucleus. Gene Ontology annotation, molecular function: ATP hydrolysis activity. The record is from RefSeq and is a predicted model, not a curated record.
ACCAUUUAUUUUAAUUACUUUUCCCCAAAUCAAGCCUUCUUCCCCAAAUCAUCUUCUUCUUCCCUUCCAACACUCCGUCGAGCCUUCACUAUCCAUCACCACCAGUACUCCGUCACCAGUGUACUCAUCUCCGCCGUCGGCGGUUGAAGGACACGCGCCCCCAAAUGGAAAAUUACUUAACACCUAAUUCGACGAGAUGACAACUCUACGAAACAAUUGCUGCUUCCAUUCUUAGUCACGCUUCCUCCCCAUUUGGCCUUAGCUUUGGAAACUCCGUCGCAGUCCCUAAGAUGAGUUCAACAAACUUAAGUAGCAUGUAUGGUAUUGGAGAGGUUGGUGUGAAAGCUGUUAAGUCGGAGCAAGAUUACAUGCGACGAUCAAUGCAACUAAAUCAGACCCCCAAAUUUGAUUUAACAUCUCACGAAGAAUCCAAUUCCCUAAUUAGAAGGCAUGAAAGUGAAAAGAGUAGAGGAUCGACAUUCUUAAAAACUCAAGUUGAUGAUUCAAGCCUUUGCUCGACAUCAUCAAUAUGUUCUGCUCCGAUUUGUCGUCAGUUUUGGAGAGCUGGGAAUUAUGACGACAGGCUUAAUUCUAAGCCAGCAAGUCAAAAUGGCACCGGUUAUCUUCGGAUUCAUCCGAAAUUUCUUCAUUCGAAUGCUACUUCACAUAAAUGGGUCUUUGGUGCUGUGGCAGAACUGCUUGAUAAUUCAGUUGACGAGAUACAAAAUGGGGCCACCUUUGUCAUUGUAGAUAAAAUUUUAAAUCCCAGGAACGGAACUACAGCAUUGUUAAUUCAAGAUGAUGGUGGUGGAAUGGACCCUGAAGCAAUGCGGCGUUGCCUUAGUUUUGGGUUUUCCGAUAAGAAGUCAAAAACUGCAAUCGGACAGUAUGGUAAUGGGUUCAAGACCAGUUCUAUGAGACUUGGGGCCGAUGUUGUUGUCUUCAGUCGCUGCCAAAAGAACAGGACAUUGACUCAGAGUGUAGGUCUUCUGUCUUAUACAUAUUUAAUGCAAACAAGACAAGACAGGAUAGUCGUUCCAAUGGUCGAUUAUCAAUUCAACGCAAAUAGUGGCACAUGGAAUACAUUGCACAAUGAACAACAGCUUAAGAAUAAUCUUUCAAUCUUGUUGCAGUGGUCCCCAGUUGCCACAGAAGCUGAACUUCUAAAGCAAUGUGAUGACAUUGGUCCUCAUGGUACGAAGAUAAUAGUCUACAAUUUGUGGCAUAACGAUGAUGGAAAAAUGGAGCUGGAUUUUGAGUCAGAUCCCGAGGAUAUCCGAAUACUUGGGAAGGGUAACAAUAAUGAAAAAGUUUCUUAUAUGGUGGAAGCUUCUGAACGGCAUAUUGGUAACCGUUUUCGCUAUUCACUCCGUGCAUAUUUAUCUAUUUUAUACUUGCAAGUCCCGGAAAAGUUUUCCAUAUUAUUACGUGGACGAGUUGUUGAGUAUCAUAACAUCGCAGCUGAUCUCAAAUUUCCGGAAUUCAUAAUGUACAGACCUCAAAAUGUGGAGGGUUCGGUCCUCACGACAAUUGGAUUUCUGAAGGAAGCUCCAGCUGUUAAUAUACAUGGCUUUAAUGUCUACCACAAGAAUAGAUUGAUACUGCCAUUUUGGCAUGUGGUAACAUAUUCCGACAGUAGAGGCAGAGGGGUCGUAGGGGUUUUGGAAGCAAAUUUUAUUGAGCCUACCCACAACAAACAGGAGUUUGAGAAAACUCCAGUUUUCCAAAAGCUUGAAACCCGUUUAAAAGAAAUGACUCAAGAAUACUGGGAUUAUCAUUGUGGACUGAUUGGUUAUCAAGUUAAGAAAAAGCCUCGACCAAAUGUGAUGCCUCAGUGUGGUUCCGAUUCUCGGCUAAGUAAUGGUAUAUAUCAGCCUGUUAUGCUGAGUCGAGACUCCUCAAAAACUAUUGGUGCAAAAGCAUCACCCGCAGCUGGAGCUAGACGAGAUGAAGUUAAUGCCUCAUUGAAUUACGCGCCAGCAAAAUCUGGAAUGUCUGUGCCUUCCUUUCAUCAAAAUCCACAGGGAGUAACUUCCAAAAGGAAAGGACACGACCAUUUUGUAGAGCCUGAAAGGGUGAAGAGGAUUGGAGCCAUUGCAUCCAGGUCAACUGGCAGUGCUCAGGGUGGAGCUGUACAGAUUGCUGUUGACCCUGCAGAACUAUUGGAAGACCAAGAGGCUUCUGAAGUGAUUAUAGAAAACGAAAAGCUUCGUGCUCAGUGCAAGGAAUAUGAGACGACAGACGAAGAACUCAAUCUCAAGAUCACACGACUUACAACAGAAGUGCGAGAAGCACGACGUGAGUACGCUCGCUUGCUGAUAGAAUCGAAUUUAUUGGAGAAGGUUAAGAAGGAAAAUAGACAAGCUAAACCUGUAUGAUUUGUGUAAUUGUCUUGCUAUGACCUUUUUGUUCUUCCAAGUAGAGUACAGAUGUGUAAUUGUCUUUGCUAUGACCCUUUUGUUCUUGGAAAUAGUACGUACAUAUUUAAGUGUUAGUUUAUCUUGUCUUUAUUUAUUGGGGCAAUUUUCUACUAGUCCCUAAACCGUAAUAUUCUUUCAUUUUAGGACAUCAA